CAGACAUACAACUUGCAGUAAUUUUGCGUGGAUGGGCACACACAGAAAGAGAAAAGAUGUUAAAGGUUUACCAAAUAACGAACUUAUUAUGCUUUUUAGGCGUUUUGGGAAUCGACUCCAAAAAUAGUUUCACCGUUGGCGACUAUCGAUAUUGUUCAUCUAUGUACGAGAAAGGGGUUCACACAUUCGAAGUUCUACCUAUAUUUGGAUGGGACAAUCUUCGGAACGUGGAAGCCGGAUUGGUGUUGGAUACUAAAUAUACCCAGUGUAAGCUCACGGAAGAUGGCAAAUACCUAAUUCCUGAUAAUGUACAUCUAAGUCCAGUCAAGACUAGUAAAGUUCACGCAUUUGCUGAACUUAUUAUGAACCUACAAGACUAUUCAAGCGUUACAGCAAAAACUAUCAACGUAGAAGCAGGGUUCAGCUAUCGCGGGGUUAGUAUCAGUGGAAGUUUUUCCCAUGCGUACCGGGAGGCAAAAGUAAAGCAACAGAAGGGCAAGACCUACAUCACAAGAGUAGAGUUGCGUUAUAUCCGAUAUAUUGCCAGCCGUCAGCCACACGCUCUUCUUCAUCCAUCUUUCAAAUCUGCAGUUACACAAAUCGCCCACAAGCUUCAGCUGAACCAGACAAACGAAGCAAGAUAUCAGAGCGAAUUAUUAGUUCGAGACUUUGGAACACAUGUUCUCACAAAAGUUCAUGCUGGUGCAGCUUUGGUGAAGGAAGAUUUUAUUUCCCAAACCUAUGUAAAGGACUCCCUAGCUCACAUGAAAGACAUCAAGAUAUCUGCACGUGCCGACUUUUUUGGCAUUGUUAAUGUGGGUUCUUCAUACUUUACCCGUAGCGGUUUCACAAAUUCCAAGGCUUAUGAAAAUAGUAAAGUAAGUUCUGAUGUAGAAACCUAUGGGGGAUCUAUUUAUGGUACUAAUUAUACAGCAAAUGCCUGGGCUAACAGUUUGGACAACAACCUCGUGGCUAUGGACAGGUCAGGAGAUCCAAUAUAUCACCUAAUCAACUCGAAUACGCUACCCGAACUUCCGGCUUAUAUUAUUAAACAAUUACACAGCCAUAUCAAAGCAGCUGUUGAACAAUAUUAUGAGUAUAACACUUACCGAGGAUGCUUAGAACCUGAGUCACCCAACUUUGCUUUCCAGGCUAACCUAGAUGAUGGAAGCUGCAAAAGCCCUCUGACCAAUCUUUCCUUUGGUGGAGUUUAUCAAGUGUGUCAUUCAGAUAAGAUUCUAUGCCUAAAUAAAGAUCGAAAAAAUCCGAAAACCAGAGACUUUACCUGUCCAUCAAAUUACAAAUCUGUUUUCCUACACAAGGAAACUCUAACAAGACGCUACUAUAACCGCGCUUGUCGUAGUUGUGGAUUUUGGGGGUUGGGACGAUGUUGCAAAGAAUACAUACGAUCAAUUUAUGCAACGAUUUCCAGCUUCUGGUGUUUAGCAGAUAGCAGUGUCCCUCAAAAUAGCGGGUAUUUGUUUGGUGGGUUUUAUACGUCUGCUGUUGCCAAUCCAUUGACUGAAGAUAAAACCUGUCCAGAACAUUAUUACCCGGAAAUGGUUGGUCUAGAUCUCAAAAUAUGUUUGAGCGAUGACUAUGUAAGCGGUGCUAAAGCAGCGUUGCCUUUUGGGGGUUUCUUUAGUUGUAAUGAAGGAAACCCAUUAGCAAUAAAAAAGAUGAAACCCGGGAAAUUAACUGAGAAUAAUCCCAACACGUUAUCAAAGUUCUACAUAGACCAAGGAGAAGCUGGUUGGCCAAAAUCUUGCCCGAAAGGAUUUAGUGCCCAGGUUGUACUAAUUGAUAAAGAUUGCCCUAUUCAUGUCUGCAUUGUUACCAGGGCCAUGUCAGCCAUUGGUUUACAACCGAUUCGAAGACCUCCAUUUUCAGUUUUGUCAGAAUUAGAAGAUGGGAGUACUAGUGAUUUCACUUACGACGAAAAUACGGGGAAAUGGAUCAAGGGUGUUGAGGCGUUGACUUCCACAGAAUCAGAUGUUAGUCUUAUUGUUGUUUCUGUUCUAUUAGCAUGUGUCAGUAUUGUGCUUGUAGUAAUUGCGAUAGUUCACUGUUCGCGAAGACGUUCAAAACAAAACACAAUAUUGAACAACUCGUCGGAUUCGCGUCAAAACUUGCUAAAACAGAACUCGGAUUCAUCUACGACAUUAAAUACUGAUUUAACUGACAGCUUCUGCUAAAACAAUGGAACCACAGAACAAGACCAACUGAUCGGUUCUUCUGAAUUUAGAAUCGUUAGUUUUGCAAUCUAUGACACCACUACAACAGCGGCUAUCUUUGAAUUGUGAAAUAGUAUGUAAUCAAAAUUUUCGCGAGACCAUGUCGAAUUAAUUUCGAAUUUCGAUAAAGUGUAUUGUCAUGAGUUUAUUGUAGUUUUAUUCAGUUAUAGGAGUUUAUGAACGCCUGUGUUUAUACUGGUAAUAAAACUGUUAAAAAUGUUA
Messenger RNA from Patella vulgata (common limpet), 2456 nucleotides. Its product is annotated as macrophage-expressed gene 1 protein. Lineage: Eukaryota; Metazoa; Mollusca; Gastropoda; Patellidae. The record is from RefSeq and is a predicted model, not a curated record. The transcript has a single exon. Bases 57 to 2195 code for a protein of 712 amino acids.